Molecule: messenger RNA, 3721 nt
Organism: Exaiptasia diaphana
Lineage: Eukaryota; Metazoa; Cnidaria; Anthozoa; Actiniaria; Aiptasiidae
Product: protein enabled homolog
Molecular function (GO): SH3 domain binding
Source: RefSeq, a predicted model, not a curated record
UUGUGAAAGCAAUGGCGGCUGCAUAGCUCGCUAAAGGUGUGCAUAUCCGGUAUCGAACUCUUGCGGAAUCGCCACUUUCACUACCCAAGAACUGCUCGGAAGUGAAGCCAACGAAUACUACUUUUAUCAGAUGUUUUACUCACUUCCUGCCCUCGAUAGAAAAGGCUCAAAUYGGUUGGUCUGAAGUUUGUUUUACCUAAAACUACAAGACAACUGCAACACACGGAGGGUGCGGCAUUCAAUAUACAACAAUUUUCUACGCAUUCUUCAAGUGUAAAAUAUCUAUUGUUUCCUCCGGGGAAGGAGUAUCUAUAAGUCGGUGACAUAACCCCAAAUCCUUGUGAUAGCAGCAAUUAUGGGGGAACACAGUAUAACACACGCCAAGGCAUCUGUCAUGCUGUAUGACAAUGAGCGYAAACAGUGGCAGCAUUCAGGAGGCGCACCAGGGYUAUCAAGAGUCAAUAUCUACCAYCACCCAGUCAAUAAUACAUUUAGAAUAGUGGGACGAAAGCUGGAUGACCAUGCUGUUGUUAUCAAUUGUGCUUUGGCACGUGGUCUAAAAUAUAAUGAAGCUACACCRACAUUUCACCAAUGGCGUGACCAGCGACAAGUUUAUGGCUUGAAUUUUCAAAGUAGUGAUGAUGCAAUUAGAUUUGGACAAGAAGUACGGAAAGCACUGGAGACUCUAAAAGAGGCUUCUGCAGCACCACAAGCACCACAAGCACCAGCUCAGUCAUAUCAACACAGAGAUCAGUAUUACCAAGACUCAGUCUCAAAUGGACCAUCACAUGAAGAAGUCAUGCGUCAACAUAGACAGAAUGCUGACUAUGAUUCCCAUGACAACUACAGCUCAAGAACGCGAGUACCAUCUGCUGGUCAAGUCAACUUUCAGUAGCCUCCUCAGUAACACAACCUGCUCCUGUACAAACUUCAGCCCCACCAGCUCCAACACCCCCACCAGCCCCWCCAGCUCCGGCAGCUCCCCCAGCACCUGCUCCUCCUCAACCUCCCCCUGCUCCAAGCAUUGGUGGUCCUCCUGCCCCACCACCACCACCACCAGCACCUAGCGGCGGAGGAGGAGGUUCUUUAGCUGAUCAGAUUGCYGCUGCUAAACUAAGGAAGUCAUCUAGGGGAGACUCUGCGCCCAGUGAUGGCGGUGGUAUGAGAACAGAGAGAUCUGGUUCAAGAUCCAAUAAUGUUGGCGGCGUAGGUGGUAUGGACAUGAUGGCUGAAAUGCAAAGGAAAUUAGCAGCAAGACGUGCGAAAACAGAAGAUCCAAAACCAGUAUCCAAUGGACCAGUUAAGCAAGAAGAAGAGAGGUCCUUUCCUGCUGUGCGUUCAACAGCAACUUCAAGCAGCCCGACCCCUCCACCAUUUUCUAGUAACAAAACAAACUUCGGAAACCCACCUCCCAAGACAAGUAGCAGCAGUCGUUUUACCAGUAGUAGCAACAAGAGUGACGUGACUUUGUCAAAUGACCAGCUGGAAGAAUUUAAAACAGAGCUUUUGUCAGCAUUUCGACAAGAAUUGGAAAAUUAUAAAGAAGAGAUUAUUCAAGCUGUUAGACAAGAAAUGUCCAAGAAUAUGUGAGCUGUCUUCUCUUUAAUAUGAAAAAACGAAAACAAAACAGACAUUGAAUAGAAUAAGAAUAGUGCAGGUGUACUAAUUAGUGACUUGUGCAAUUUAUKACCCUUUUUAAUAAGUAAACCAAAUUACCCUGCAACCGUCAUCAUCUACAUGUAAARUGUUUACUGCGUAGACCUUUGAACCUUUUGCGUCGCUACUUGAUUCUCAGUGCAUUGUGGGAUCAGUUUCUAAAGAAAACAAAAGAAAUCGGCCAUGUUCUGUCUCAAACAUAUCCUAUAAUGCAUUGCGUAUACGGUACAUGACGUAAAGCUUCAGAGGUCUAUUAUCUCUAAGGUUUUAUAGAAAAAUUUCGGGGUAAUUGUGACGGUCAAUUCCAAUCAUGGUGUUAUGUAAGCUAUAUUUCUAGAUUUUGMAGAAUAUCGUACUGGCAUGGAAAAUGGAAGGUAAUAUUUGUGAAAAAAACAAGUCKGAUAGGGCUAGAGUUUCAGUUAAUUUGACUGAUUAGUCUGACAUUUGUUUUAGUAAUCCGUGUAUUUUUAAUGUUUGGACUUCAUUUAUCAAAUUAAUGUACUUUCAUGGGUUAGAUUGUGACGACUAACUGAUAAAUGGGCCAUUCUCGUACCCAGAUCCUUCUCACUUUCCCAACGGAAAAUCGAAGGAGCCUUAGAAGGAUUUGGGUUCGAGAAUGGAAAAUGGGCUUGAGCUAGGGAUUUGUUUCUGGUCAUUAACAGGGCAGUGACRUCUGAAGUCAUUCAAAAUUGGGGUUUUCUCUGGAAAACGACGGAUGAAAUAGGACAUUUUUACACUAUAUCCCCUCGUUUUCAAGUUAAGAAAAUACUAGACUUAGGUGAACGAACCCUAUUCUAAGGUUUCUGAUUGGUUGAUACAGGGAACAAUUAAUUUGUGACUCUUCUAAGUUGAAGAAUGCUUUGAGCAAAACCAUGCCAAUACGUCGGCUAUUGUAAUCUAACUACUUGUGCCUUUCUACAGUUGAUAUUACAGGAGUAUACUCUGUAAUUGUUAAUAGUAUGAUAAUAUAAUAACUCAAUUACAAGUUCUUUCCUGGGUUUUGGAAAUCUGUAACCAAGACAUUUUAAAGUUGUAAAUUAUAAGAAGUUUCUAAGAAAAUACAGUGAAAGGGUCGACCCAUGAUUCCUGGAUAAUAUCAGUACUAAGGUAUUUUAUGUCCUCAAAAGAGUGUUGCACUGCGUAAAAAUGCACACUAGGUAUUGUAUGUUAACACAUUUUCGGAUAGUCCAAGUUUGCUUGUUGUAAAUCCUAAACAGUAAUCGUGCAACUUUGCAGUUACCCUCUUUCAGUAUUGAAACCGCAAAAGAGAGCUGGAGGAAGCCCCCUCUCAUGACACUCCGACAUAAGCCCCCGUUGAUGUUGAACAGAAUCAAUUGACUAAAAAUUACUCAGCAAUUUCAGAAAACGUCGAAUACUAGUGGGAAGUGCAUUCCAAGAUCACAAUGCAUUGACAUUAAUUAAACUCCGCGUUACCUGCGAUACGAAAUAACAAUUCUAAACUUAAUGAUUUCUGUUGAAGUUAUUCGCUGUAUUGGGCUUGCAUAGUCACUCUGAAGUCCAGUCCUGGCCUCCUUUCAACCCUCUCCAGGACUCGCGACCUCAGCCUACCGGAGAGGACAGAAAGGGAGUCCGGGACUGAACUAAGUCACUCUGAAGCACGAAAACACCUUUUUGCAUAUGCCUUUUCUGUGAUASMAGUUUGCAUUGCGUUGUGAUCUAGAUUCGGUACAAACAUUGUAUUUCAGAAAAGGUCUAUGACAGUUAAAGAACCAACAAUGCAUUUCGGUCUCRGAAUACACUACUAUCUAGUGUACUCAACGUCCAGUCCAGUCUCAUGGGUUAAUGCCUUUCACAGGGAUCCACAAARUGUCAAUGAAUUAGUUAUUUGAUCUUUGCUUUAUUGUAAAUCGCUGCUAUAUUACUGAUAUACUGCUAUUAUGUAUGUUGUUAGUAGUAAARAUGAUUUUUGUAGCCACCAUGUGAUAUAUGAGGGAUUCUUGCAACAGGAUAAGUAAUUCCGAUCAAAAACUAAACAUAAGAUUGACUUUGUAACUUAAAUAAUUUUAGACAAAUAACGUCAUUUAUAAAAAUGCUUUAAAUCGUU